CGCUUCUCAGAUAUCCAAACUUUGUCCUUCUCCAGACCUGCAGACGUCAUAUUCUCAAUCUCACACCCCCGUUAACCCUUACCUCCAGUCCACGAUGAGUGGCGAUUCCCAGAUUCCUAACCCCGCGCAUAUACAAGCCGACUCGAUGCUGGCACGACACUUUGGGCGAGAAACGGUGAACUAUUUCUCCAGUUCACCGUUAAACCGUCUAUCCUUUCUCCGAUCAGACCACACCUUCCUCUCCGCCGCUCUCAAGCACCCCUCCACCCGCUUCGUCCUGAUGAAGGACCUCGCGCCACUGACCAGAAACCCCACCGAGCCAUAUUUCGCCAAGUAUGAGGAAGUGCGCACGCUCGUGCCUGACACAAUAUACGACAAAUCCGAGGAGGAUUUCCUCAAGGAGUACGACUCGCGGAAGACGAUCGCCGCACCGAUCUUCCUCGGCCUCGACGAGUCCCAUAAGCAGGACGGUCUAGCCUGGAAGAUAUACACUGGGAUACCGUACUUUGCCCUAGACGUGACACCGAGUGGCUCGGACGAGCAACAAACCCACGCCAAAGCCCUAAUCAGCGAGGUGGAGGCCAAGGGGCUGAUCUUCUUACAGGGAAGGACGAUUCUGUCCUUCCCGGCCAACGAAGCCGCAAUAUACGCUCAAGCCCGCGCCCUAAUUGACUGGAACACCCGGAACCGCUUCUGCGGCACAUGCGGUCACCCAACGAUCUCCGUGAACUCAGGCACCAAACGCGCCUGCCCACCCUCGGACGCAGCACUCCUGGCCGCCGGCAAGCCCGCGGAACGACCAGCCUGCAACACAAGGACCACAAUCUCGAACCUCUCCUUCCCGCGCACCGAUCCCACAAUCAUCGUGGCUGUCGUCUCCACAGACGCCAAGCGGAUCCUCCUCGGCCGUUCCAAGCGCUUCCCCCCCAGCUUCUACUCCACGCUAGCCGGGUUCAUCGAGCCCGCGGAAUCCGUCGAAGACGCCGUCCGCAGAGAAGUCUGGGAGGAGGCGGGCGUCACGCUGUCGCGCGUCGUCAUCCACUCGUCCCAACCCUGGCCCUACCCGGCUAACUUGAUGAUAGGGGCUAUCGCCCAGGUCAGUGACCCGGCGCAUGAGACGAUCAACCUAGAACAUGAUCCCGAGUUGGAGGAUGCGAAGUGGUUUGAUAUUGCUGAGGUGGAGGAUGCGUUGAGGAUUGGCGUCGCGCCGUUGGGCGAGAAGCCCGGUCCGGAAUAUAAGGAGGGGGGCCUGAGGCUGCCGCCGCCGACGGCCAUUGCCAAUCAGCUUAUUAGAGCGGCUAUCAGUCUUGAUUUUUUGGAUGCGGAGAAGGCUGCGAAGAUGUAGAUGGAUAGAUAGAUGGAUGGUAUUGGUGUGCUAGAGGUUAUCUUGUUUCUUGGUACUUACUUACCCCGACCGACCCUUUUGCAUGGCUUGGAUUGCAUCCACACAUGGCAUCUUAUAGAUGUGUACAGCGUUUGAACAACGUGCUAUGAAGAAAAGAUGAUGUCCAAUACGAUCAUGAUAUAUACUCAGGCUGUCCAUCCAUAUACCUAUUCUAAAAUAGAUGCAUGCAUGCAUACAAAGAAUCCAG
Molecule: messenger RNA, 1592 nt
Organism: Aspergillus heteromorphus CBS 117.55
Lineage: Eukaryota; Fungi; Ascomycota; Eurotiomycetes; Eurotiales; Aspergillaceae
Product: NAD(+) diphosphatase
Exons: 3
Coding region: 95-1345 (416 amino acids)
Biological process (GO): NADP+ catabolic process; NAD+ catabolic process
Cellular component (GO): cytosol
Molecular function (GO): metal ion binding; NADH pyrophosphatase activity
Source: RefSeq, a predicted model, not a curated record